Messenger RNA from Mirounga angustirostris (Northern elephant seal), 13525 nucleotides. RefSeq lists its product as uncharacterized. Bases 11544 to 11885 code for a protein of 113 amino acids. The record is from RefSeq and is a predicted model, not a curated record. Lineage: Eukaryota; Metazoa; Chordata; Mammalia; Carnivora; Phocidae. The transcript has 50 exons.
UGCUUCCGGGGAGGGGGCGGGCUCCUCCCGGGGUGCCGACUCGGACGCCGAAGAACUCGCACAGCAGCGCCCAGAAGCCUGGUGUGAGCUGCAGGCCCCGGCGGGUCAGGGGGAGCAGGGCGCCUUGCUGCCAGUGGCUGGGGCCCGGGAGCAGCCCGGCCAGCUCCUGGGCCGGGACGGCGCUCGUGCCCACGGGCAGGGGCACCGGGGCGAGGAGCCGCGCCACGGCCCUGGCCAUGCUGCUGCCGGGGCCGAGGGGCGCGGCCGGGCCGAGGGGCAGCCAGCGCCGGGGUGGGGGCCGAAGCACGGCCCAGGCUGGCGCGGGCAGCGUGGAGAGGCGGCGCUUGAGCUUCAGCAGCACGAGGAGUGCUGCCACGGCCAGGGUGUCCUUCCAGAACAGGAGGCCUCGGAAGAAGUGCAGAAUGACUGCUCUGAUCUGGGCCAUGCUGAAAUGGGCGAGGAAGCUGUUGAGGAUUCGGUCGAUUGGUAUCAGAGCCAGGAACUCCUGCUGGAGGUUCCGGCCAUUUGGCUCGUCCUGGUGAGGGGCAUCUUCGUUCUCGUCUUCUUCCCCGGAGUCUAGUGACCGGUCCCGGGGGGCCCCUCCCGUGGAGAACAGCGGCCUUGCCCGGGUGGCAGCGUUGUGCCGGAAAGCCCUUCGGCUGAGGUGUCGCAGGGGCGGCAGAGGCCGGCCGCCAUCUUGUGCUGGCCGCUCCGUGACGUCAAAGUUGAAGUGGGAGAAGAAGAAGACCCAAUGCCCGGGGAGAAGUACGGUGAGCCUGUCAUUAUUCAGAGAGGCCAGAUCCUCUGUGUUGAGAAGGAUCAUGAUGGGCUCCUCGGUGUUCUCCAGGUAGCGGCACCACACCGUGAAGGCAGCCCUCACUGGGAGAAUCUUCAUCUCCAGUUGAGAGCAGGCGACCUCGAUAGGCGAGACACUUCGCGAGUAGAAGGCGCAGGAGACUCUCCUGCCGGUUUGGUCGUCUAUUUGGAUCAGGGAGGCGUGCAGAGCCGUCCUCGUGACGCCUGUGUCCAAGUAGAAGGGGUUCUGUGGCUUGGGGUGGUGCAGGAGGGGCGCCUUGCGGAAGGCCCGCUUCAGGCACUCGAAGGCCUCUUGCUCCUCGUCUCCCCAGGAGAAGGUGGGGGUGCUCAGCAGCCGCCGCGCCAGGGGCUCUGUGAUAAUGCUGAAGCGCUCCACGAAGUGCUGGUAGGGCAGGAUGAACUGGAUCAGGUGUUUCAGGGACUUCUUAGAGCUGGGCGUGGGGUACCCUGUGACGGUGUUCACGACGCUCUUGUUGAGUUUCACCCCUUUGGGGGUUAUGACGAAUCCCAGGAAUUCGGCGGUGUGUCGGUGGAACUGGCUUCGGUCCAGUGAGCAGUAGACGUGGUGGUGUCGGAAGCGGACCAGGACUUGUCGGACAUGUUGGAAGUGUUCCUCCUGGCUCAUUGAGUAGACCAGGACGUCCUGCCCAUACGAGAGCACGAAGUAACCCAGCAUGUCCUUUAGGAUAAAGUGGAGCACGUUCUGAGGGAUGAUCGGGUCUGAGGAUAGCGGGAAGGGCUGGUAGCUCUUCAUCUCUUGAGGCUCGAAACCAAAUGCUGCUUUCCAUACAUCUUCUGCUUGGUGUAUGUUCAUGCUUUCCUCCACAAUGGUCCCCCGCAGCUCCAGCUUUGUGAACCAUGUAGCUCCGUGUAACUGGUCGAACAGUUCUGGAAUCAUCUGUAUGUAGUCCUGUUUGUUGGUCAGCAUGCUGUCCGGGCUCCAGUUUUCAUCCCGCGGCCUGGCACUUCUUUGCAUCCCGGCACCCACAGGUUCCCACGGCGCGGUGGAGGGACAUUCGUAAAAGGUCUCGCCGUGAUCACUGUCUCCAGCCUGCUGAAGCUCAGAGGGCUCUGAUUCAGAAAGAUCAUCGGAUCCGUCUGAGCUUGGCUGGUCGGAAGUCUCAUCAUCUGCUUCCUUCGGGUUAAACACGUCGGCCAGGUCGGAGUACAGGGGCGGCAGUCCGGGCAGCAGGCUUAUGGCAUGUCUUUCUAGUGCGAUGCAUGGUGGGGGCGGGCGGAAGCACUUCUGUAGGCAGUAGGGAGAGUGGAAGGUGCAGCGGCCUUGGAUCCAGUCGACCUCGGGGGUGUGGAUCCGGAGCCAGUUGAUGCCUAAGAUCACGGAGAAGCUGGGGGACGGAACGAUGUCGAAUUCGAUGGACUCCUGGUGGUUCUGAUGGAUGCACACCAGGGGCUCGGUGUAGAGCCAGACAGGUUCGUUGCCGAUCAGUGAGCCGUCCACACCUUGGACCAUCUGCGGGUAGGGCUUCUCGUAGAGCUCCACAUAGUGCUCUUGGGCAAACCUCUCAUCCAUGAAGUUGCCGCCCGCCCCCGAGUCAACCAGGGCCUGCACCGCGACACUGUGGUAUGGGUUCACUCUGACCAGGAGCAGCAGGAAGAGGUGGUUGCGGUUGAUGGUGGGGCGCACUUCGCAGGGCAGCCAACUGCUCACCAUCCACCUCUCCGGGGCAGGUGAGUCGAUCCAGGUCAGAUUCCGUGGGCGGGCCUCUGGGGGCAGCCUGAGCAUGGCCCUUCUCUCUGCCAGCUUUUCUUCUAUCUGCAGGACGAGCACAAUCAGGCUGUCCAGCGAAUCUGGCUGCGGGACCCGGAACAGAUAGUGCCUGAUCUCCUCAUUGAGCCCCUGGCACAGGUGGGCCUGCAGGACCUCGUCCGACCAGCCCAAGGUGGGUACCAGGCCCUGGAACUCGUUGAUGUAUUCGAUGGCAGGGCGAUUCCCCUGCCUGAUGUUGAACAUGGCGUCUUCGGCCACACACAGUGCCUGUCGGUACUCGAACAUACCUGACAUUGCCUCCAGGAAGGCCGGGAAGUCAUCCAUCAGGGGGCUGUCUUCAUUCACCAGAGCUCUGGCCCAUUCUAAGGCCAUGCCGGAGAGGUGGCACAUGACGUACCCCACUCGCAGGCGGUCGUUGUAGAACAUUCUCGGGUAGCUUUGUAGGAUCAGCUGGCAGAGCACGAUGAACUCGUGGUAUUCUCUGCGAUCACCAGAGAAUUUUGAUGGGACGGGCAGUCGGCCUGCGUUGAUUGCUUCCAUCAAGAUCUCUUCUGCUACUCUUUGUUGCUCUCGGAGGUCUUGCAUGCGGAAGUACAGAGAGAUGAUGGAUCUCACCGUGGCCAUGAUCUCCGAAGUCUCGGACUCCUCUUCAGGACGCUCCUCCUCUCCCACGUCGGCCAGGCACUGUGUGAAGACCCCGAUGGGAAGAAAUGGAAGCAAGCCUUGCCUUGCAGAGAGGACAUCACCAGCGGUAGAGAUGAGGACCACGCCCUCACGCUAAAUGUGCUGGAGGUGGCUGGAGGUGAGACUGUGCUUCCCGCCCCACCCCCCACCCCCAGAAGGGAGCAGGUGCCUGGCCCAGGAUCGAAUCGAAAGCUGAGGCUCACUGCCCCCUGGAUGGGCAGUGAGUCGUGGGUUCCAGAGGCCAGCGUGGGGACCCAGCCCCCGCCCCCCCGGCCCGGGAUGGCACCCCUACCCAGAGGGGGGUGGAUGCGGCCCUCCUAGGCUGACCUCACAGCAGACCAGAACCCAGAGGGAGGACGAGGGGAGCAGAGACAGUCGGGGGUCAGUGUUGGGAUCCAGAGAGCCUUUCCUUGAGUCAACUAUAUAACUUGGACUGGCGUUGCCUGGAUUUAUGAGGCCUUCCGUAGGAGCGAACGUCUUCAUGUUGAAUUACCCUGGCCCGGAGGUGGAUGCAGGAAUCUGCCUGGAGAUAAUCAAGAUCGACACCGUGCCUUAUAACACACCUUAGUACCCUGUAAUCUGAGCACACUGGGGCUGAUUUAACCCCCUCACCGCUGUCGCGAGAGCCCCAGGUCCUUACCCCGUGGGGACGGACACGGAGCGUGGGGCAGGUUGCCUUGGGCUCCUGGGUCGCCUGGAUCUGCCUUCCCCUCAAUGAAAAGGCCUCCUAUUCUGCUCCUGAGGACUGAACCGUCUGCCCUGCGCACUGGUUGGCUUGUUCAAAUCAGUGUCCAAAUUCUUUCCUGCACUUUACAAGGGACACUGGGAUGACAGCAGAUAAGAGGACCCUGAGAAGUUAGUGACUUGUCCAAGAUCAGCUAGGAAGCAGGACCCAGGACUGCAAUCCAGGGCUGCUGUGAGGAUCAAACAAGAUAAUGUAUGCUAAAGCAUGCUGUGACCACUACGUGCUGGGUGCAGGAGAAUGGAGGCCCCAGGGUGGGUCUAAUGACACUCUUGUUGAUGAAGAUCUUGGCUGUGAACUCUGUGGAAAAUGAGCCAUGGACCAACCAACGUGAGUGAUGAUUCAAUCUGAUUUCUUCAUUCUCCCAUGAGGAAGCUCUUGGCUAUCCCUUCUGUGGAUAAGGAGCAAAGUGACUCAUAGUCUGCAUUUUCACCAAGUGAACACACCACAGAUGAUUUAAUCAUUCUCUAAUGCUAAAGACCUUGGCUUUCACAAACCGUCUGGGUAAGGAAAGAAGAAAUGGAUGUAAGUAGCAGAGUUUAUAUUCUUUGGUUGGGAGGUUGGUUUAUGGCUAUUGCUUGAAUUUUCCGAAGUAAUGAAUGGAUAUAUUAAUAAAUAAAAAGCCAAGUAACACCAGCACAGACCCAAAUUGAGAUUUACGAUUAAUCUGAUUCAGUAUUAUUGAAAUUCAGAAAAAAAGAUGCAAGGUAUUUCAUUUGUUUUCAGGGUUGGUCCACAUUGUGUUUUAUUUUUGCAUUGCAAUACAUUUAAGUACUUCUCCAUCGAUAAAAAUUUAAGCUGUGAAUUCCUUGAGGAAGGAACAUACAAGAAGAUAGACAAAAUAGUUGAUGUUCUAGAUGUGGAGAAAGAUUAAAGUUCCCAUGGUUAUUUCUUGAAUCAUCUUUUUUUUUUUUAAAAGAUUUAUUUAUUUAUUUAUUUGAGAGAGAGCACAUGAGAGGGGGGAGGGUCAGAGGGAGAAGCAGACCCCCUGCUGAGCAGGGAGCCCGAUGCGGGACUCGAUCCAGGGACUCCAGGAUCAUGACCUGAGCCGAAGGCAGUCGCUUAACCAACUGAGCCACCCAGGCGCCCUCUUGAAUCAUCUUUAAAUGUAAAAGAGUCAAGCAUGGACCAAUGAAAUUGAUAUUAAGCAAGGAUGUUAGCUAAUUUGUAUUUGCAAAGAGCAUACAUAUAUAUUGCAAAAAAUGUCCUUGUCUGCGGGAAAUGGGCAUAGAGCCAGUUCUUAGUGAUAUUCAAGGAUGUUGUUCUUGGGCUUUUUGAUUCAUGAGAAUGGAUUAUAUUGUUAUUAGUGAAUCAGUGAAUAAAGCAAUAAGCAAUUCAUAAAUAAAAGAAUAAAACAACGUUCAGUAUAGAUUAAUGAUGAGUAUUCUGAGAUGUAUGAAUCAAAGAUUUUAAUUAAACUCUAUAACUUUGAGGUCCAUUAGAAAAAAGAAAUCUAGUUUAUUUCUUCUGUGAGAGAGGGACUUAAACGGCAAAAGUUAGGAGUCAAUGAUCUGUUCCUGAGCUUUAGUUCUUAAUGUCUGUGAAACAUAUCCUAAGUAAAGCAAUGCAAGAAUAAAGAUGAGUAAAUGAAUGAUGACUAAUUAUGUGAGUCUGCAAUGAAACAAGAAUUAUUAUUAUAUUAGGUCCUGAAACUCUGAGUUUCAUCAUCUAAAUAGAUCAAGUCUAUCUUACUUUUUUCCAUAAAGAAUAUGGAUCCUAUUCCAUGAGAAUCCAUGUUGUUUCAGAUUUCUGGUAGGUAGCUAUUGUUGGUUCUGUUUAGAAAAAGAACAAAUCCUUCACACUAAAAACAAUUGUUUAAAUAAGUGCCUAAUUGAAAGAAAGCCCAGCAUGGACUAAUAUUGAGAAUAUGAUCGUAGCUAUGAUCAAACAAAUGCUGUUUGCUGACUAUUAUUUGAAAAAAACAAAAAGAGUCUAAUAGGUUUUAUCUGUGGACAAUGAACAUAUGGACAGAUACUAGUAUUAGUCAAUGUUCUUGUCCAGUGCCUUAGUUUGCCUUCACUUUGAAUGUAUUGUUAAAAGUUAAUGAACAAAUGAGUUCAUAUAUUGGUUAAUUAUUUAAAAGAAAGCAGAGGAGUAGCUGUCUUGAAACAAAUAUAAUGAUUAAACCAUUUUAGACGAAGAGGAAGAAAUCUAGACUUAUCCCACUUUGGACAAAGUGGGUAUCAGCAAUUGCAUGAACUGGUAUUUCAGUUUUGGAGUACUGGCGAGUUUUACUAUUUCUCUUUAAAAAAUGAAUAAAUAACCAAAUUAUUCUUUGAUUAAUUAAGAGAGAAACAUGAGUGAAUCAAUAAAUAGGGUAUAAAUUAGGGUAAAUCUUCGACCAAUGCUCAUGGUGCACUCUCUGCAAUGCCUGAGUAUGGACCCUUAAAAAAGAUCAAUGAGGCUGUGAACCAUGUAGUUAGGGAGUAUAUAGAUGGAUAGUAGCACUAGUUACAUUUAGUUAUUUAGCAACUAGUGGGUGGUGGAUUUAACAGUGUUCACUACAUAAAUUAAAAAUUAAAUGGUAAAUAAGUCAAUCAAAAAUAGAGUCAUUCUUGAGUCAAUAAUGAGAAUGUGGUAGCAACUAAGGUUUAUUCAUCUAGUACUUCAUGACUCCAGUCCAUUAAAAAAAGUUAAGUCUAUGCUGUUCUAUUCUUUUUUUUUUUUAAGAUUUUAUUUAUGUGUGAGAGAGAGAAUGAGAGGGAGGAGGGUCAGAGGGAGAAGCAGACUCCCUGCUGAGCAGGGAGCCUGAUGUGGGACUCGAUCAGGGGACUCCAGGAUCAUGACCUGAGCCGAAGGCAGUCGCUUAACCAACUGAGCCACCCAGGCACCCUAUGCUGUUCUAUUCUUUAUAAAAAGUGUAUUUUAAUUCAUGGAACAAAAACACUAUAGCUGAUUUAAUUAUUCAAUAGUAAUAAAGAUUUUAGUUUUUACCUUUGUGGAUAAGGAGCCUAGAAACUGUAGUAGAUUAUAGUCAGAAUUUAUGUCCUUGGUUUAGGUGGUUUGUUCAUUAUGGCAUUAUGUCAAAGAAUAAAUACAUAAUAUCUAAAUAAAAUCAAAAGAUGCCACACAGGGACCAAUAAUGGAAACCAACCAAAGUGUACAAUUAAUCCAACUCAGUGCAACUGGGUUUAUUAAAAAUCAUGGGGGACUUUUGUUCACUUUUAGGGCUUUUAAUGUUAUAGUUUGUAUCAUGGUUAAUUUAAACAUUUUUUCAGUGAUAAAGAUCUAGGUCAUUUACUCUUCAAAUGUCAGGGGGCAAGUUUGGACCAAUGAUGAGUAUCCUGGGGUGUCUGAAUCAAUGAUUUUGAUUAAACCCUAUAACUCUGAGGUCAGAGACCUAGUUAACUAUACAGUAAAUCAGCUUACAGCAGAGGUUAGUAAUAUUCAGGAUUUUGUUCUUAAGCUAUGAAGGUUCAUAGGUCUGGAUUGUGUAGCACUAUAAGUGAAUUAAUAAAUGAAUAAAUAAAUACAUAAUAAAAGACAAAGUGCCAUAUGUGGCCCAAUUAUGGGAAUGUGUAAUAUGUUUAUUAUUAUUAAUAUUUUCUGAAGCUCCCAGUUCCAUAAUAUAUUGAUUAAAUCUGAUACCUGUUCAGGACAGGAACAUAUCCAGAUGAGUACCAGGAAAGCAAUGUUGUUUUGUUCUGUGUUGUCAUCUUCAAGGUGCUAGUUGCUUGUUGAAAACAAGAAAAUAUGAUCUGUUUGGUUAUAUCUGGGAGUAAUGAGCAUAUGAACAGCUGUUAAUUCUAUUUAAAUUUCUAAUCCAAUUUGUAUGUUUGUAGAUAUUGAUGAUAUUGUGAGUGAAUGUAUAAAUACAUUUAUGUCUCAACCAAUUAUUUUGAAGAGAGUGCAGCAGGAUUUUCUCAACCCCUCAUUACUGACGUUUUGGGCUGGAUAAUUCAUUGCCCGGAAGGCUGCCUGUACUUUGUAGAAUGUUUAGUAAUUUCAUGGCAUCUCCUAGAUGUCAGUAUUGACCCCCCACCCCCAGGUGUGACAGUCAAAAAUAUCUCCAGGCAUUGGUAAAUGUCCUCUGAUAGCAGAUUUUUUGUUUUAGUUUUAGUCUUGGUAAAAAAAAUGCUUUAUUUAAAUUCAAUUUAGUUGACAUACACUGUAUUAUUCAUUUCAGAGGUAGAAUUUAGUGAUUCAUCAGUUGAGUAUAACACCCAGUGCUCAUUAUAUCAAGUGCCCUCCUAAAUGCCCAUCACCCAGUUACUCCUCCCCCCCCACCUCCCCUUUUGCAACCCUCAGUUUUGUUUCCUAGAGUUAAGAGCCUCUUAUGGUUUGUCUCCCUCUCUGUUUUCAUCUUAUUUUAUUUUUCCUUCCCUUUACCUAUGUUCAUGUGUUUUGUUUCUUAAAUUCCACAUAUGAGUGAGUCCUAUGGCAUUUGUCUUUCUCUGACUGACUAGUUUUGCUUAGCAUAAUACCCUCUAGUUCAAUCCACAUUAUUGCAAAUAGCAAGAUUUCUUUCUUUUUGAUGGCUGAGUAAUAUUCCAUUGUAAAUAUAUAUACCACCUCUUCUUUAAACAUUCAUCUGUGGAUGGACAUCAGGGCUCUUUCCUGGGUUGUAGGGUAUCUCUAUUUUUAACUUUCUGAGAAACCUCCAUACUGUUUUCCAGAGUGGCUGCACCAGUUUGCAUUCCCACCCACAGUGUAAGAGGGUUCCCCUUUCUCUGCAUCCUCACCAACAUCUGUUCUUUCCUGACUUGUUAAUUUUAACCAUUCUGACUUGUGUGAAGUGGCAUCUCAUUUUGGUUUCGAUUUGUCAUGGCAUGAGUCAUCACAGAGAAUGUAAAAUAAGGAUUUAAAUGUACUCAAUUCUGCAAAAGAAACAUCUGUUGAAAUUACCUUUUAUUCUGUUAGGACUAUUAAAAUAUAAAGAUAUAUAUUUUUAAAGAUUUUAUUUAUUUAUUUGACAGGGAGAGACACAGCGAGAGAGGGAACACAAGCAGGGGGAGUGGGAGAGGGAGAAGCAAGCUUCCCGCGGAGCAGGGAGCCCGAUGCGGGGCUCGAUCCCAGGACCCUGGGAUCAUGACCUUAGCCGAAGGCAGACGCUUAACGACUGAGCCACCCAGAAUGAGCAUAAGACAGCAGACUUAUUCAUUUUCUAAGAAACAACAUCUUGGCAGUUAGCUGUGUGUGUAAAGAACAUAGAGACAAAUAAUGAACACAAAGCUGAUUUAAUCAUUCUGUAAUCCUCAAGACCUGGAUGUUAAUUUUGGGACUAAGAAGUGUAGAAACUGAUAGUGAACAAUAGCACUGCUGACUCAGUCAUUUAGUAAGAGUUAUUAUAGUCAGCCAGGAGCAUGAAGACUAAUAUAAAAUGAGCACAAUCUACUAGAUUUGAUUAUUAUCUCAUGGUGAAGAUCUUGCCUUUUAUCUCUUUGGGUAAAGAGAGAAGAGAUCAAUCCAUUGUCCAAUGAAGAAGAUCUUGACUGUUAACUUCUGUGGAAUGAAGACAAUGGUUGAUUUAAUUAGUCUCUACUGAUGAAGAUCUUGGCUGUUAUCUUUGUGGAAUGGAUGCAUGAUGAAUUAAUUAUGGAGUGUAGAAACUUAUAAUGGAUGCUCCCAGCCAAUUUAAGCAUCUCCAUGGUCUUGAGCUCUCUGGUUGCCUAGGAGCCUAGAGAUCAAUAAUGGAUAUACUUGAGCUGAUUCCCUGUGGUUGGCUCCAUUGUUAGGAACACAGACACGAAUAGUGGCCACACCAAGCUGAUUAAAGCAUCUUCCGUGAUUAUGAGCUCUAUAUGUAGGAGAUGGAGACCAGUAAAGGAUGCCCUGGAGCUGAUUUCAGGAUUCUAUCAUGGUCACAAGAUGUCUGCUUGUCUAUGUGUUUGGUGCAUUGAAGGAAUGCACACACCCAAGGUGGUUUAAGUAGUAUGCCUUGGCCAGUGAUCUCUACAUUUGCCUGUAGGAACAUGGAACCAACCUCUGCUCUGUACUCCUCAGAAUGGGUGAUGACUUCAGUGCAUUGAAGCAUCUUCCAUGGUCCUGAGCUCUGUGGUUGCCUCUUGGUGUAACGAGCACAGAGACCAAUAAUGGAUAAAUUUGAACUUACAUAGUCAUUUGGCCGUGAUCAGGUGCUCAUGGAUGCUCCUGUGUGUAAGAGCAUGGAGAACAAUAAUGGAACUCCAAGCUGAUUGGCCAUGGUCAAGAUUGUCUUGUUGCUUCUGUGUUGGAAAGAGACCAAGGACAUCCUCAAGCUGGUUGAAGAUUUCUUUCUUGGUCACAAGCUCUCUGGUUGCAUCUGUGUUUCAGGUGUACAGAGACCAAUAAAGAAGACACCUGACCUGGUGUAAGCAUCCCCCAUGUUCAGGCGCUCCAGGCUAGCCUCUCUGUGUGGGAGCGUGAAGCCAAACAAUCAACACACUCCAGCUGAUGCAAGCAUUUUCCAUGGUCAAAAGGUCUGUGAUUUCCUGCAUGCUCUGAGCAUAGAGAUGAAUAAUGGACGCACUCAUGGUGAUUUAAACAUUCUUCCGUGACCACAAGUUCUAUGGCUGUGUCUAUGUGUUGGAGAAUGGAGAUGAACAAUGGACGCACUUGGGCUGAUGUAAGCAUCUUCCAUGGUCAUGAGCUCCGUGCCUGCAUUUUUGCAUUAGGAGCGUAGAGACCAACAACGGGCGCCCUCAAGCUCAUUAAAGCUCCUUCACGUGGCAGAGCUCUGUGGCUGCAUCUGUGUCUUAGGAGCAUAGAGAACAAUAAUGGAUGUGUUCCAGUUGCUUUAAAAUCUUCCAUGGUCAGGAGCUCUAUGGAUUUAGGAGCAUUGAGACAAGUAGUGGUCACCCUUGGCUGUUUGAAGCAAUCCACCACAGUCAUGAGUUCUGUGGUUGCAUCUAUGUGUGAAGAGCAUGGAGCACAAUAACAGGUGCUUGAGCUGAUGUCAGCUUCUGCCAUGACCAAGAUUGUGAUGCUUCCUUUGAGUAUGGAAAGAGACGAGAAUCAUCUCACUGGAGAUGAUUCAGCACCUUCCAUGGGUUCUGUGGUUGCCUCUAUAUAAUAGGAGGAUGGAGAUUAAUAAGAAACACUGGACCUGAUUUAAAGAUUUUUCCUUGAUCCUGACCUCUAGGGUUUCAUUUAUUUUAGGAGACUGGAGUCCAGUAAGAGAAGCUCCCAAGGUUAUUUCCAUCUUUAUUGUGAUCAAGGUCACCGUGUUUCCCUUUUAUAGGAAAGAGACCAAAAACAGACACACCGCACCUGAGUUGAGGCUUCUUCCUUGAUCAUGAUCUCUGGGGUUAAUCUCUAUUUUAGGAGUUGGAAGACCAAUAAUGGAUGCUCUAGCUGAUUUCAUCUUCUGCUCUGAUCAAGAUUGUUAUGUUGCUUUUGUUUUAGGAGAGGAAAGCAAGCUGAUUUAAGCAAUAUUCCGUGGUGGCGAGCUCAAGUGGUUGCAUUUCUGUGUUGAAAGCACAGAGAGCAAUGACGGACAAGUUAGACCUGCUUUAAGGAUUCUCCCCUGAUCAAGAGCCUUAGGGUUGUAUUUUUGUACUGGGGAGACAGGAGACAAAUAAUGGAUACACUCCAGCUGAUUGUAACAUUCUUCCAAGGUCGUGAGCCCUCUGGUUGCAUCUAUGUUGGAGGAGCAUGGAGACCCCGAUGGAUGCACUGGAGCUGAUUAAAGCAUCUUCUAUGGUCGUGAGCUCCUGGUUACCUCUAUAUAAGAAGAGGACAGAGGUUAAUAAUGGACACACUCCAGCUGACUGUAAUAUUCUUCCAACUUCACGAGCCCUCUGGUUGCAUCUAUGCUUUAGGAGCAUGACGACCACAAUGGAUGCACUUGGUCUGAUUUCAUACCUUCACGGGCAUGAGCUCUGUGGUUCCCUCUAUGUAAUUAGAAGAUGCAGAUUAAGAAGAGACACACUGGACCUGAUCAUGAACUCUAAGGCUGCAGUUCUGUUGCAGGAGUUUGGAGGCCAGUGUGAGUAAUAAUCAGAGUUCUUACCUUCAUUCUGGUAUUUUGCUUAAGGAUAUUCACUGUAUUAGUAAAAAGUAUGAACUAUAAUCAAAGAAUGUGAACUGUCUCCUAGUAACAAUUACGGGAUUAAUAUGAAGUAUUAUUUUGAUUAAUACAUAUAUGAAAAACUGAGGAUAGUUAAUGGCAGAGAUAUUGUGAAAUGAUUCUGGUCACACACUAGGGAGCUCAAGCCCUUGUUUUAUUUUUAAUAGUAGAGUUUAGAAUUAUAAUUAGUGAAUUAAUGAGUUAAUCGAUAAACAAUACAGAAAUGAAUGAAGAGAAAUUGGUUUUCUUUGGAUCAAUGAUAACUGUUGGUGUAGGAGUCACUCAUGAUGAAUGAUAUGUGUCUGGACCGCUGAGGUCCAACACAGAGGAAAUGUGAGGUUUGUUUUUUUUUUAAUUGUCAUCUGCUCUGAUCUAUACUCCUCAGAAGGAACCCACUUGAGAUGAUUAAAGCAUCUUUCAAGGUCAUGUGCUGUCCAGUUGCAUCUAUGUUGUUAGGAACAUUGGAAAGACCAGUGUGAGUAAUGUCAGCGUUUGAGCUUAGGUGGUUUGUUCAAGGGCACUCAGUGUAUUAUUCCAAAUAUUAAAUAUAAUCAAAGAAGGCAAAAUAGGCCAGUGUCAAAUAUCAUACUGAUAUCAAACAUUAAGUUGAUGAAUCCAUAAAUGUAAACCUUGAGGUCAGUUUUUGAAACAGAGUUAGUCUCUGGAAAAGAUUGUAGGAAGAGAUAUUAAGGAUAUUAAGGGAUCUUCUAUUUAUUUAUUUUUAAUUUUGUGUAUUUAUUAAUUUUGUUAAGCCAUAAACAAUUGUUUAUGAGGAUGAAAAGAAAGAGGCCUAAUCAUGAGUCAGUCGUGAUGAAUGGUGGUGGAUGAAUCAUGGACAAUGAAUAUUAUGUGUCUGGAUAACGAGGUGCAACAUAAUACCAACAUAGUGUAUUCUGUUUAUUUAAUCCUAUAGAAGGUGUCAGGAAUAUACCCAAUGUAGGUAUUGGGUUUAUAGAUUUAGAUUAUUAUUGUUAAUAGACUAAUUAUAGGACCAUUAAAGAAAUACAAAUAAUAAAGAAGAAAGGCCAAGGCAUUGUUUAACUCUGAACAUUUGUGGACAGGUAUGAGCUAUUAUUGGUUCAAUUGAAAACACUGAAACUCAUUAAGGAAUAAAGGGAACAAGAGUGUCAUUUGAAAAAAAAAAAAGAAGAGUGUCAUCUGUUUGACUAAGGAUCGUAUUAGCCCAGAUAAUUAAGAGUCAGUUUUUUUGUUGUUGUUGUUGUAUGUCUGUUUCAAGUCUCCUGCUGUUGAUUUUGUUAAGAUAAAAGUAUUUACAUGAGGAAUAAUUUAUAAAUUCCUAAAUGAGUGGGCAAAGAUGUGGAAAUCAAGGAUCAAUGCGAAUAAGAAUUUAACCUUUUUUUUCAAAUCAUCUCCUGUGCUUUGUCCUUCUCAGAAUGGACACACUUGAGCUGAUUCAAGCAGUACAACCUGGUGGCAUAGAGACCAGUAAUGGUCACCCUCAGCUGAUUGAAGCAAUCCACCAUAGCCAUGAGUUUUGUGGUUGCAUCUAUGUGUGAAGAGCAUGGAGCACAAUGUGAGUAACAGUCAAAAUUCUUUUCUUGGUUUU